Molecule: messenger RNA, 1827 nt
Organism: Closterium sp. Naga37s-1
Lineage: Eukaryota; Viridiplantae; Streptophyta; Zygnematophyceae; Desmidiales; Closteriaceae
Source: the annotation of a GenBank genome assembly
AUGUCCGCCUUCGCAGAUGGGACGGCAGGCAAACGCGCAGGCCAACGCGCUCGUGGUGGUGGAGAGCGCAACGGAGUCAGGGCUGCCGCGGCUAAGGGCGGUCCUUCGGGCAGGCAGGCGCAGGAUGCGGAUGGUGGCGACGAGGGGGAUCAUGCCGAGCCUGAAGCUCGUGGUGGCGGAAAGCGCAACGGCGGCAGGGCUGCCGCGGCUAAGGGCGGUCCCUCGGGCAGGCAGGCGCAGGAUGCGGAUGGUGGCGACGAGGGGGAACAUGCCGAGCCUGAAGCUCGUGGUGGCGGAAAGCGCAACGGCGGCAGGGCUGCCGCGGCUAAGGGCAGUCCCUCGGGCAGGCAGGCGCAGGAUGCGGAUGGUGGCGACGAGGGGGAUCAUGCCGAGCCUGAAGCUCGUGGUGGCGGAAAGCGCAACGGCGGCAGGGCUGCCGCGGCUAAGGGCGGUCCCUCGGGCAUGCAGGCGCAGGAUGCGGAUGGUGGCGACGAGGGGGAUCAUGCCGAGCCGGAAGCACGUGGUGGCGGAAAUCGCAACGGCGGCAUGGCUGCCGCGGCUAAGGCCGAUCCCUCGGGCAGGCAGGCGCAGGAUGCGGAUGGUGGCGACGAGGGGGAUCAUGCCGAGCCUGAAGCUCGUGGUGGCGGAAAGCGCAACGGCGGCAGGGCUGCCGCGGCUAAGGGCGGUCCCUCGGGCAGGCAGUCGCAGGAUGCGGAUGGUGGCGACGAGGGGGAUCAUGCCGAGCCUGAAGCUCGUGGUGGCGGAAAGCGCAACGGCGGCAUGGCUGCCGCGGCUAAGGGCGGUCCCUCGGGCAGGCAGGCGCAGGAUGCGGAUGGUGGCGACGAGGGGGAUCAUGCCGAGCCUGAAGCUCGUGAUGAGGACGAGCCAGCAGCGGUGGCUGAUGGGAAAGAAGAUGGACGUGAAGCUGUGAUUCCGUACAAACGGCGCAAUGCUGUGGAUCCGGGCAGUCGCGACCGUAAGGCGAGACAAGCUCGGCACGGCCCCAAUGUGCUCGUUUCGAGCUCGUCUGGUUCCGAGGAAGAUUCGAGCGACAGUGAGUCGGGCAGCUCAUCCGGGAGUGAGGAGGUAUACGAGGACGAGGAUGAGGAGGAGGAGGACGAGGAGGAUGAGGAGUUGGAGCCGGAGAGCGAGGAUGGGGAGGAGGCUCGGCCUUUGAAGAGGAGGAGUGUGCGGAAGCUCAAGAAGGGCAACGGAAAGCGAAAAUCGGAGAGGGGACGGGUGAAGAGCUGCAAACGCGCAGGCCAAAGCGCUCGUGGUGGUGGAGAGCGCAACGGAGUCAGGGCUGCCGCGGCUAAGGGCGGUCCUUCGGGCAGGCAGGCGCAGGAUGCGGAUGGUGGCGACGAGGGGGAUCAUGCCGAGCCUGAAGCUCGUGGUGGCGGAAAGCGCAAUGGCGGCAGGGCUGCCGCGGCUAAGGGCGGUCCCUCGGGCAGGCAGGCGCAGGAUGCGGAUGGUGGCGACGAGGGGGAUCAUGCCGAGCCUGAAGCUCGUGGUGGCGGAAAGCGCAAUGGCGGCAGGGCUGCCGCGGCUAAGGGCGGUCCCUCGGGCAGGCAGGCGCAGGAUGCGGAUGGUGGCGACGAGGGGGAUCAUGCCGAGCCUGAAGCUCGUGGUGGCGGAAAGCGCAACGGCGGCAGGGCUGCCGCGGCUAAGGGCAGUCCCUCGGGCAGGCAGGCGCAGGAUGCGGAUGGUGGCGACGAGGGGGAUCAUGCCGAGGUGGCGACGAGGGGGAUCAUGCCGAGCCUGAAGCUCGUGAUGAGGACGAGCCAGCAGCGGUGGCUGAUGGGAAAGAAGAUGGACGUGAAGCUGUGA